AUGAGAUUUUCCAUCGUCGCACUUGCCUUGUCAGGCGGUGCAUCGGCUCUGCCUGCUUUGAGCAGCGUCACAGCUCAUCAGCCAGCCGAUCUGGUCACCCGGAAAGUCGAGUUCAAGGGUGCCGCUGCCCCUUCGCUGGUCGACGACAUGAACCUCUCCCGCGUAGAAGCGGUGGCCGUACGAGAAGAGUCAAUAGCGAACGCAAACAAGAGGAGCAUGAUACUCGAGCCAAGACAGGCUGCAAAAGGAGGAAACACUGCGGAAGCGUUUGAUCCCAAAGCGAAGGCAAUAGGCGAUAAUAAGGAAAAUCCGACAACUGGUCUGACGGACUCAGAGGCGGCAGAAAUCGUUACCUCGAUCGACUUCAAAGACAAGAAGGCGCCAGGUUCACUGAAUGCCAAGGGUCAGAGGAAUCCGUUGCCUGGUUUGACCGCCGAUAUGACGGAUGCUAUCAUAAAGCAGGGGCAGGCAGCUCUUAAGGAGGCCGGUGCAUGA
Messenger RNA from Colletotrichum spaethianum, 495 nucleotides. RefSeq lists its product as uncharacterized. The record is from RefSeq and is a predicted model, not a curated record. The transcript is spliced from 2 exons. Lineage: Eukaryota; Fungi; Ascomycota; Sordariomycetes; Glomerellales; Glomerellaceae. Bases 1 to 495 code for a protein of 164 amino acids.